This is a messenger RNA of Paramormyrops kingsleyae, 2685 nucleotides long. NCBI's taxonomy places the organism in Eukaryota, Metazoa, Chordata, Actinopteri, Osteoglossiformes, Mormyridae. The record is from RefSeq and is a predicted model, not a curated record.
CUAACAUAGACAUGACUACAGGGGGAACAGUCGUUGUAUAUCCACCCCUGAUAUCCAUAAGUUCGACUGAACUAUGCCUUCCUGCAGUAAAACCAGCUGCUGUACAAACCAGAAACUUUCCCAGCAGGGUGUCGGAGAGGUUAAAAAAGAGGAGAAGGAAUACCUGAUAUCUGAGGUUGAAGGGACUGCGAACGAGAGCACCUACAAACGAAUUCACACAGGAGAGAGGCCCUACCAGUGCUCCCAGUGUGGGAGGGGCUUCAGCCAUUUAGGAAACCUAAAGAAACACAAGCGGAUUCACACAGAGGAGAGGCCCUACCAGUGCUCCCAGUGUGGGAAGAGCUUUAGUGAGUCAGGAAGCCUCAAGAGACACCAACGAAUUCACACAGGGGAGAGGCCCUACGAGUGCUCCCAGUGUGGGAAGAGCUUUAGUGAAUCAGGAAACCUCAAGAAACAUCAACAAAUUCACAAAGGGGAGUGGCCCUACCAGUGCUCCCAGUGUGGGAGGGGCUUCAGCCAUUUAGGAAACCUAAAGAAACACGAGCGGAUUCACACAGGGGAGAGGCCCUACCAGUGCUCCCAGUGUGGGAAGAGCUUUAGUGAGUCAGGAAGCCUCAAGAAACAUCAACGAAUUCACACAGGGGAGAAGCCCUACUAGUGCUCCCAGUGUGGGAAGAGCUUUAGUGAUUCAGGACACCUCAAGAGACACCAAUGAAUUCACACAGGGGAGAGGACCUACCAGUGCUCCCAGUGUGGGAAGGGCUUCAGCCAUUUAGGAGACCUCAAGAUACGCCAACGAAUUCACACAGGAGACAGGCCCUACCAGUGCUCUCAGUGUGGGAAGAGCUUCAGCCAUUUAGGAGACCUAAAGAGACACCAACGAAUUCACAAAGGGGAGUGGCCCUACCAGUGCUCCCAGUGUGGGAGGGGCUUCAGCCAUUUAGGAAACCUAAAGAAAAAUUUCACUAGUCUAUUCAGUGACAUUUGAGUACAUGUAAUUAAGCUUGUGUGACUCAUUUAAUAGUUAAAGCUUUUUAAUUGGGAUAUUGACUGGAAUAGUAUGUUAUAGGGUCAAAGGAUUAGGUUUAAGGAAGAUACUGUACUUGGCUGUAGAGUAGAGCAAUAAACCAAUUUUAUCAAAUAAUUUGAAUUUUUGGUUUAGAGCGAUGUGUAAAGUAACAAUUGCGAUAGACUUUAAACUACCUAUUUAACAUAUGUAGUGCCCAAAAUUCAGUGGAAACCGCUUAAAGUGAUCACGUCUCUCUGGGUGAAAUUGAUCACUUUAAGCAAAUCUUUAUAACAGAUUUUUCUUUGUCUCCGGUAUUUUACCAUCUAUUUGACAUUUGUAUAUUUGUUACAUGAAUUUCAGAUAAAACAGACAGCAUCACUAUUUACUGAAUUUUGACUUUUUCAAAAUCAACAUUUGAAUUGCCUGUGGUGUGUCUAAUUACAGUACUGUAUGACUUUACUGAACUGUGUAUAAUUCAAAUACUAUGAUACCAUACAGAACUGUACAUAAAAUGUAGCUUAUUGUAGUUUUGCUGCUGCAUCUUUUUAACUCGUUUUUGGCAGUUAAUCAUAAGCUUUGAGUCUAUAUUCAUCAUUCAGAGAAAAUGAUUUUCAAUUUCCUCGUUAUGUUUUCUGUGCAUGCAGCAUUAGCCUUAUGUAGCUACCUAGAAGCAGAUGAAUCACCGCAAGACUAACAUAUUAAAGUAAAAAAGAAUUACCGUUACCGUUUAAAAUUUUUCCCCCAUAAGUUGUAAUGUAUAAAACAAACCACAAAACGAUCACUGUAAGUGGACUACUUUAAACAGUGCUUGUACAGGAGUGAUUUUGUCCCAAUAUAAGCAGUUGAUUACUAUAACAGUGAUCACUAUGAGCAGUUUCCACUGUAUUCUUUACAGGCUUUUUUUUGGGGGGUGGGCUCUGUAAAUGAUUGUGACUGAAGGAUUAAGUUUAGGAAACCUGACAUCUAUUCAUCCGAUACUUUGGGGAUUAAAGCCUUGUUCAAGGGCUCCACAGUCAUAUGAUCACUCUGCCAUGGAAUUUGCGCUGACAAAUGUCUGGAUCUGCAGAACCAGUCCUUUCUUUUCUUUUUGCCAUUUCUCAAGCCUUUUUGAAAGCAGUUAUGCUUGUACUUAUUUACAAGUUAAACCAUUAAAUAUUACAAUAUGGGUCAUUCUGGUGAACUUUCAGAAUAAAAAUAUAUUACGGUGAAAUUUAGGUCUGUUGUGUAGAGCAGUACCUUGCCUUUUUAGGUGUAUUAAUAGUUUGCCACUUGUUGGUCUGAUUUAUUUAAUUUUCUCCAAAUAGGCAGCCAAAAAUCAUUAUCAUGAAUACAUAAGCUGUUUUGAAUCUCACAAUUUGUUUCACAAGAUGUAUAUUUUUGCUUUGUCAUUUUCUGUUUUGUCUUCAUCUUAGUUGGCCUUUAUUUUUUUCAAGUCAGUUGCACUGGAUGUCAUGAAAUACUUGUGUAUUACAGAAAUAAAUGGUAAAACCGUUCAUCCUAGAAGUGAUAUUGAUAGUUUAGACAAUUAAGUUGAAUAAUUUGAGUGUGUGUUUUUCUCUAUUUUUUAGAAUAUGAAUGAAUAUAGUUUGGUAAUGAGUUUGUGACAAUGACCAAUGUCUGUCCUUUGUUAAUUCUGCAUAAAUUUAUCAUAUAAAUAUUUGUGCAUUUUUGUUAAA